CUGUGCGCUGUGUAGAUGGUACGGAGCAAUUUGAAACACAGUCCUUACUUCUGGGAACCUCAUCAUUUCCUUACGGUUGCAUAUUUGCAUCUACGUUGUGCAAACGACGUCAUAUCUGUAUGACUUUCGGACGGAGCUGUAAUUAUGACUAACGCUACUCAUUUUGUUGACGCGUAAGUUUCUUGGAUGCACUGUCCGUGGCGCCUAUGUGGAGUGACGUAAUCCUCUCUGGCAGGCAUUCGAACUCUAACGCAUACAGUCUUGUUUACCAGCCUCCUGUGUAAACCCGCAGAUCUGUGACACCGGUGACCCACCGCAGAUAGUUUACUAGCAAUCUGAACUUAUUUCUAGAAAGUUACUCGCGCCGUCGCAGCGGCACCUGAGAGACCAGCAUGCCUGAGGAACAGCGGGACAAGCAAUGCCCGGAAGGUGUGGUACGAAGCCGCCGGGUUGGUUCGUACGUCUUCUGCGAGCACUUUCCCGCAGAGAUCCUCCAAGCAGCCCUCGCUUACCGCCACCGGCCCGGCGAGGUUUACGUGGUGACGUACCCGAAGUGUGGCACCACCUGGAUGCAGCACAUUCUCUACCACGUGUACACCCUUGGCGAGCCGCCACCCACGGCCGAGCAUUUCUUCCGCAGCAUGCCUUUUCUUGAGAGGCACGGCGUAGAGGCCGUCUCUGAACUCUCUUUUCCCGGCAGUGCAAUCAAGACGCACAUGGUGUACGACGAAGAUCGAAUCUGCCCUGAAGCCAAGUACAUCUACGUGGUGCGAAACCCUUUCGACUGCUGCGUCUCCUUCUACCACCACUACAAGCUCUAUCCCAUCUACCAGUUUGAAAGAGGCACCUUCGACGAAUUCUUUGAGCUCUUCCUCUCCGGGGACGUGGACGGUGGAGACUAUUUCGACCACCUGUUGUCCUGGUACCCGCACCGAAAUGACCCCAACGUCCUUUUCGUCAGGUACGAGGAUUUGAAGCGGGACACUGAGUCCUGGGUUCUAGCGGUGGCGGACUUUCUCGGAGCCGAGUACGGAAAAGCGCUCCGCUCUGACCCCGGCGUCCUGGCCAAGGUGCUGAAAGCCGCGAGCGUGACCGAAGUCCGAAGGCUAGCGCGGCUCGAGCGAGAGUACCAGGCUGAGUUCAUGGCCCACACACCCAGGCACAGGCUACCUCGGUGGGCACAGUUGUACCUGGACCACUCCGGACACCGCGCAACCAGCAAGCACACCGAAGGCACAAGCGUAGUCAGGAAAGGUGUUGUGGGAGACUGGAAGAACCACUUCAACGCGGAACAGGUGCAGAGGAUGAAAGACAAAGCGGCGCUGAAGUCUGGCCAGAUCAACUUGUUGAGCCUGUGGGGAGACUGCCUCGCCCUUUAAGAGAAGCGAGAAAAAUCUUUCUGCAUAAAUUCUUCG
This is a messenger RNA of Dermacentor albipictus, 1415 nucleotides long. Its product is annotated as sulfotransferase ssu-1-like. Gene Ontology annotation, molecular function: sulfotransferase activity. Gene Ontology annotation, cellular component: cytoplasm. The record is from RefSeq and is a predicted model, not a curated record. Lineage: Eukaryota; Metazoa; Arthropoda; Arachnida; Ixodida; Ixodidae. Gene Ontology annotation, biological process: sulfation.